Molecule: messenger RNA, 1525 nt
Organism: Momordica charantia (bitter melon)
Lineage: Eukaryota; Viridiplantae; Streptophyta; Magnoliopsida; Cucurbitales; Cucurbitaceae
Gene: SGP1
Product: Ras-related small GTP-binding family protein
Molecular function (GO): GTPase activity; GTP binding
Source: RefSeq, a predicted model, not a curated record
CAGUCUCCAACUUUAGCUUCGUAGAAAUUUGUUGGGAAAAGCGCCAAAUGCACCAGAAGAAGAAGAAGAACAACAGCAGCAAACCAAACGCCGCCAUUGAAAACCAUGGUGCCAAGCUCCGGCGUCUCCCUUCCCUUUUCGCCGCCAAGCUGACCCAUGACGCCGCCGCCGCCAUGACCAAGCUUUGCCGGCGACUCGUCCGCUGGAGACUUCUCGAACGGGUCUCCCUCGUCCGCCACUUCUUCCGCCUCAUUUGGGACAGCCUUUUCGUUUGCUCUUCAGGACGGACCCCCGGUAAAUACCGCCGCCUCUCCCCCCCCGACGCCGGCCUCUCGCCGGACGACCCGACCACCAGUGCUGGGCUCCAUUCCGAUUCCGAUUUCGACUCCGACGAUUUGGUUCCUCUGAAGAUUAGUCUGUUGGGCGAUUGCCAGAUUGGAAAAACAAGCUUCGUGAUCAAGUACGUGGGCGAUGAACAGGAGAGGAGAAGCUUGCAGAUGACAGGAAUAAACCUAAUGAAUAAGACGCUGAGUAUCCAAAAUGCUCUGAUUUCGUUCAGUAUUUGGGAUGUUAAGGGUGACAGAAGCUCCCAGGAUCAUCUUCCGUUGGCCUGUAAAGAUGCAGUGGCAAUCUUGUUCAUGUUUGAUCUUACCAGUCGGCGAACUCUAAACAGUGUUGUUGAUUGGUAUACAGAAGCGAGGAAGUGGAACCAGACAGCCAUUCCCAUUCUGAUAGGAACCAAAUUUGAUGAUUUUGUUAGACUUCCUCCAGAUUUGCAGUGGACUAUUGUGAGUCAGGCAAGAGCUUAUGCAAGAGUUAUGAAGGCCACUCUGUUCUUCUCCAGCUCCAUCCACAACAUCAAUGUCAACAAGAUCUUCAAGUUCAUCGCCGCCAAGCUCUUCGACGUCCCGUGGUCCAUCGAGCGGAAUCUCACCAUCGGUGAGCCGAUCAUUGACUUCUAACUUCUGUUACACGCGAUUCCGGUGUACAUACAACACGAGAACCCCCACGAAAGAGAGAAAGAAAGAAAGAAAGAAAACAAAGAAAGUAGAAGAAAAGGAGAAAUUUUUGUUUUUACUUUUUCCCCCACAGGUUAGAUUAUGAGUUGGGUUUGAUCUGUUGGGAUUUGUUAUUUGAAAUCUUAUUUGUAACUUUUUCUUUGGGGGGUCCAAAUGAACGGAUUGUUGUAGAAGAAAGAAGAGAGGAAGAAAAAAUACAGAUCAUACUCUGAUUUGUUUUUACUCAAUGACAGAGUAGAUUUGUUUGCCUUAGGAGGAUAUGAAAAGCCAGCACUGAGAGAUUCUCAUGGGGUAUCUUCCAUGGAAGAAGCAAACUCACAUAUGAUUUGAUGUUUUGGAAGUCUCCUCUUUCUUCUUCUUGAAGCUAUGGUGAAACCUUAACAAUAUUUGGCCAACUAUUUGGGUCGGGUUGGGUCGGGUGUAGUUUGAAAUUUGGAAGUUGAGUCUUUCGAGUCACGAGUUUGCUAAAUCUUCGAGCUACAUACAAUAUAAUACAUGCUACAUGU